GGAUGCGGAUGUUAUUGGGACACCGUUCUAUAUCAUGGAGUUUCUGGACGGGCGCAUGUUUACCGACCCUGCGAUGCCGGAAGUAGGUGCAGAGGAGCGGACUGCACUAUGGCAAGAUGCAGUCCGGACAUUAGCCAAGUUCCACCGAGUCGACCCCAAAGCAGUCGGGCUGGAACGAUUCGGAAAGCCAUCUGGGUUCUAUGACCGUCAGAUUGCUACCUUCUCUGCCGUUUCCCGCGCGCAAUCUCAGGCAAUAGAUGUGGACACCAAGGAGCCUGUUGGAGAGCUACCGCACUUCGCAGACAUUGUGGACUUCUUCUCCAACAAGUCCACCCAGCCGCGCGAUCGAGGGACCUUGGUCCACGGCGACUACAAAAUCGAUAACUUGAUUUUCCACAAAACUGAGCCGAGAGUCAUUGGUAUCCUAGACUGGGAGAUGGCGACUGUGGGACACCCCUUGUCGGACUUUUGCAACCUGACAAGCCCCUAUUAUAUGGAUGGCACGGAUCAUACGACUGAGACGUUCAAGCCCGGGGUAAUCCCUGGUCUGCCCGCCCGCGAAGAGUGUGUGCGGUGGUAUGGCGAAUUGGCUGGCUGGGAUCCGACACAUGACAUUCUUUGGGGAGACUCCUUCUUUAACUGGAGAAGCUCCGUGAUCAUGCAGGGGAUCGCCGCGCGGUAUGCCUUGAGACAGGCCAGUAGCGCCCGAGCUCAAGAGUAUGCCAAAAAGACCAAGCCUUUUGCCCUGGAUGCAUGGGAGCGAGUGAAACGGGCGCAAGAACAGUCGCGGCAAAAAGGGAAGCUGUAGUUGACUGCAACCAAUCGAAUGCUUUGUAC
Molecule: messenger RNA, 837 nt
Organism: Aspergillus glaucus CBS 516.65
Lineage: Eukaryota; Fungi; Ascomycota; Eurotiomycetes; Eurotiales; Aspergillaceae
Product: phosphotransferase family protein
Exons: 2
Coding region: 35-808 (257 amino acids)
Source: RefSeq, a predicted model, not a curated record